Contarinia nasturtii (swede midge) is the source of this 3103-nucleotide messenger RNA. RefSeq lists its product as uncharacterized. The transcript is spliced from 6 exons. Gene Ontology annotation, cellular component: membrane. The coding region runs from base 2216 to 2938 and encodes 240 amino acids. Gene Ontology annotation, molecular function: nucleic acid binding. Lineage: Eukaryota; Metazoa; Arthropoda; Insecta; Diptera; Cecidomyiidae. The record is from RefSeq and is a predicted model, not a curated record.
CCUCACAAAUGGACAAUACACAUUAAUAGUCGCUUGCAGAACCUAAUAAAAUACGGAAAAACAUUGUGAAAUUCUGAAUUUAUUGUUUUAAUUUUUAAAAAUUGAUCAUGAAUAUUUUUCGGCGAUCAUUUUCAACAAUAAACAAAUUCUCUACCUUGUCAACAAAAGGAAGAUUUUUGCCAAAUAUAGACAACCUAAAACAAAGAUGUGAAUUUUCGAGUGGUCCAUCAAAUGAUGAAUCUAAAGGGCGGCUUAGAUUAAACCUACGAAGACAAAAUCUUCCACCAUAUCCACACAUCGAUUUGGUAAGAGAUCUGAAGGUGGAAAACUAUUUACCCUCAUCUUUUAAAAACGUUAAAUAUGGAGAAUUUGAAUUUUCGGAGAGAUUUGAUGGAUAUGUAUGCAUGUAUAUUGGCGCAUAUAUGAAUACGCGUGAUCUCGAUGCCAAACCGGGAUAUUCAGUCUAUUUUGGUUCGGAUCAUCCAUUGAAUUUGCAAGGAGGUGUCGAGCACCGACAAACAUUAAAUCAUGCACAUCUCUAUGGUUUUCUAAAGGGAAUGGAACAAAUUCCAAAAGAUUCGUUCAAAAAACUGUGCAUUAUGACGAGUCAUAUUUCAAUGACUACGUUCAUCGGUAGAGCUUUACCACAAAUGAGUGAAAAUUCAUUUCGCAGCAUUCAAAGCGGUAGAUUAAAUAAAGACUUACAAACAAGCAUGGAGAUCAAUAGAGUACUGCGAUCGAGAGAUGAUUUGAUAUUUCAAGUAAUGUGGUGUCCGAGUGAUAUGGGAGUUGACGGCAUGCACCAUGCAAAGAAAAUGGCAGAAGAAGCUGCCAAAACAGUCACACUCGAUGCUAAGAAACAAGCAUUCACAUAACAAGCUAUUGUCAUAUUAAAUAUAAAAUUUUAAGUGAAUAAAAUGAAUGUCCGAGAAUGAAAGUGAGUCUUCUCCUCAGAACAUAGAAAUGUGUAACAAAUCUUAAAGAUUUUAUUGAAUUGUAGUACCAACGCAAAUUUUAUUACGUGUAAACUUAAAAUUAAAUGUUUCAUCUCUAUGUAUCUGUGUAACUUGCAAUACAUUUUCAAUUCAAAACGUUCUAAAUUUUGAAUUAGCCCUCUUCGUUAUUGCUCCAGAAAUAAAAAUAAAGUUGUGAAUAUUGAUCAGAAUACCACCAGCACUGCUUAUUUGAAAUAACAUUAUCCACUAUGAGGUAUUGAAAUAUUUGUUUGGUUGUACUGUUAUCGUAAUCGAAGUAUUCGGACAUCUGUGUAAGUUCAACCCAAUAUUUGCCUUCAAUUUCGACACACAUUUGUAUUGAAGAUACAUGAAAGAAGAAGGAAACAAAAACGAAUAGACAAAAAUGUGUGUUGAAAAUACAAAGCAAUAUCCAAAUAAAAGAGUAUUUUCUUGAAUGUAAGUGCUUUGUGUGUUUACUGGUAUGACUAAGAGUUUAGUUGAAAUGACUAAAACAUGUUUAAUAAAGAUGAAUGAUAUUUUGGUCCCUCACAUUUAUAAAAACGUAAACAAAAUUUUCUAAUUUUUUUCGCUGAAUGAAAUUUCGGCGAAUCAAAAACUUUGAGUAUUAUAGAUCAUCGUGCAGUCUGACCCAUAAAAUUGCUGAAAUAUGUAAUACAGAUUGCAAAAAUACGUGAUUUAUAUAGACGUCAUCUGAAAAUUAUUGGCUUUAAUCAGUGCCACUUAUUUACCCACUCAACAACGUUCGUAUUAGCACUCAAUUUAAAACGCAAAUUACUACAAGUAUAUAUUUUAUAUUAAAUUUUGACUCAGUUUCGAUUCGACUAUCAAAUGAAGUCAACCCGAUAUUUAUUCGUCUCUAUUUCAUUUUCUAUUUCGCAAUUUGAAAAAACAACGACAACAUAAGUGAUAUGAUUUUGGAGUAAAAGUGUGUAUGUGUACUGUGCGUAGCCUAUCAGUCAUGCUUAUCGUGUCCAAAUUUGUGAACUUCAAACGUGUUCAAACAAUAUGUGUCGUAUUUGAAAUAUUUAGUCAUGCAUUUAUCAAAAUCGAAACGAGUUUGUGGCACAACAAACAGCUGAUUCUAAGCUAACCGGAUAUUUUAGUUCUACGGUUUUAAGUCAGUCUGUUCAGUUCAGUUUCAGUAUUUCUAAGAAUAGCAAGAAAUGAAUUUUAAAACUCAUAAUAAACAAAGCGUUCAACUUUCUUUUUUAUCAUUCAUCGAAUGAGUUGAAUCUAAAAUGAAGUUUUUGUGCAUUUUUACUAUCGUUUUUUUGUGUGGCACUGUGUUUUCAAGUGAUAACGAACCGCAAGUGAACGAAUGGGAUUGGACCGAUGAAAUCACUCGACAAAAAUGCAUAUCAGUGCGAUUGGCCGCUUCAUUAAACAUCACAUAUCCAACUGAAGAUGGAAAAGUUUCACAUACAAUUUACAAUAUUCCAUCAAAUACAUCGUGGAAUAUUAUUGGAAGCUGUAGCGAUGGUGUGGCCGAUCAAAAUAUUACAGUUGAAUGGACCGAGCCGAAUUAUUCAAAGACUGGGGAUACAAGAAAUUCCAUAAAUUUGACAUUCAAAUUUUAUGACAACACAAAUCUAUACUCGUUGAAUGCCAUUUCAUUCGAAAUAAACGCAACAAUUUUCGAAAAUGGAUCUGAUCAAUUGUCUAACUAUCUGUAUGUUGGCGAUGAUUUUUGGGCACCGGAAGGCUGGUCAUACAACUGCAACAAAACACAAGAAUAUGAACUGAGCGGUGUAAAUAGGCGCUACAUUUUGGGAUCUAUCAUUCUUUCGAAUAUGCAAUUCGAAGCAUCACUUACAAGCAGUGUUGAUGGCCUCUUUAGACAAUCGGUCCAGUGUAGAGUGGAUGAUUUCGAAACAAAGGUUGUAUUUAUAUCCAUUGCCGGUGUUGUUGUUUUAUUCAUCUCAAUAGGAAUUUACAUUUACUUUCAUCGUUUUCGUUUGUGAACAACACAAAUGACAAGGUUGCAUUUAAGUAAUUUUUGGAAAAUUAGUGUUUAUGUGAAAAUAUUUUGUAAAAAUGAUCGCAUGAUAUCAGGGAAAAGGUGGAGAAGAAUUAUUUGGUAUAUUGAGUAUUUUUGGUGCCACAUUGUAUUGAAUAUAGUUUUAAAA